Messenger RNA from Ochlerotatus camptorhynchus, 5194 nucleotides. Its product is annotated as mucin-5AC-like. NCBI's taxonomy places the organism in Eukaryota, Metazoa, Arthropoda, Insecta, Diptera, Culicidae. The record is from RefSeq and is a predicted model, not a curated record. The transcript is spliced from 2 exons. Bases 1088 to 4363 code for a protein of 1091 amino acids.
UUAGUUAGUCAUCCACAAUGCUAUUCUACCUGUUAACAUUAAUGGCGAAAACCGGAUUGUCCAGAAUCACAGAGGUUCGAUUUUGUGGUUGCUUAAGCGAUAAUGGUUUUAUACAACUUUCUUAGACACCAUGAACCAGCUUAACAUCCAAAAAUAGACCAACCAGACUUCCAGAAUCACAAUCAAUACAAGAUUUCCGGAGUCCCUGUUAGUAUAUAGAUUAAACAAAACAAUCAAGUUCACACGGGAAACCACGCCGGAGUACCACUUGUUGCUAUUUACCUACCACGAUAACGAAUGGGACCAUGUUCAAUGUUCAUUUAGCAGCACUUGACUUGGUAUUGUAUUUGUUUAUCGUCUUACGGCAUAUUUGCCCAUUCUCCUUUAUCGCUUCAAAUGUCGUGUGAUUUGUCCUCGCACUUGACACCCGAAAAUCCGACUUGCGACGUCGUUGCUUUCCCUGCCCGAUGCUUCGCAGUAGUAGCAUAAAAAUAAUGUUGAAUCAAUACUACUAUCACUGCUGCUAAAACAAGAACCCAGACGACUGACUCACUCGAGCGGUGGCUCCCGAAAACGACAACAACCGACGGUGACCGGUUGACGAGUUUUUGUUUAUUUUGCGUUACAGUAGAACACGUCUCCUUCAAGACGGCCCAGUGCAUUGGUGCAUUCUCAGCACACCGAUCGGUGUCACCUCGAUGAUCGUAAAACAGCUCGAAACCCCAUGCCGAUUGUCGAUUAGUUUAAUCCCUCUUCGAUUGAAUGCAACCAUUAGUUCGCUUUUGUCGUCGGCCCGGGUAAUUAGCACUGAUUGCUGCCUCUUGAACACCGCUUCCGAAGACUGGCGGAGAGCAGCUGAAAAUUAGAGAAACCGGAAGAAAGCAAUUUUGGAGUUUCGAAAGGCGUUGGGAAUCAUGACAAGCUUUUGCUCUUAGAGCACGAUCGUGACCGUGUAGGAAUUGCUUAAAGUUGCUUUUCUUAGGGCUUUUAGAAGCAUCUAGAUUGUGUGGUUGUGCAACUGCUUGUAGUUAUAUAAUUGAGCGGAAAAUUCGAGAAGAAUCGUGAAAACCGGGAAAUAGGCUCUACAAUGGGUGUUUUCCUGUCGGUUCUAGUGGCCAGCGUUGGGGUCAUGGAUUUGAUCACCUGCCUGGGGUAUGUGUCGAACCAGUUGACGGAACCACCAGCCGCUGCGGAUCAAGACCUUGAGCGGUAUCGACAGCUGCUGAAGGACCAAAUAGAGACGACACCGAAGAGUCCGGUACAAGGGUUGACUAUAGCAAAGGAUGGUGUGCCGUAUAAGGAUGGUUACAGAGUGGAAAAGUUUGAUGAAUCAAAAUUGGAUCAGCUGAAUGUGAGGAUUCAGGAUCUGGAGCGGGUGAGUCAGGAAAAAGAUCAGACUCUUGAUCGAUUGAACGUGAAGCUGCAGGAACUGGAACGGAAGUCAGUGGAACGGGAGCAUGUGAUCGAUGAACUACGCUCGAAGUCGGUUAGUCGAUCGGCAAGUCCGGAACCAACGACUUCCCGAAUGUCAUCCAGCUCAGCUCGAGAUGUGCCGCAGAUAGUGCUAGAUGACGACGAUCCCCGGCGUGGAUCAAGCAAAUUCCGUCCAAUCCACCGGGAUGAUGAAUUCAGACGAACGAUCAAGAAACGAUCCAUAUCAUCGAAUGUGUCCGAAGACCGGACCGAUGAGUUGGAGAUUCUGUCGCAGAUGGAGGCAGAUGAAGCAAACACAAUGGAAGACUAUAUACCGCUGGUUUACAAUAGAGAGGAAUAUCUGGAACCCAAAAUGAAGAAGCACAUGAUCAGUCCAAUACAGGAACUGUGUCAGAUGCAUGAGGAUGAUAGCAGGGCACGAAUGAUGUUGGAACGAUCACCCGAGCCUUCGUUGGGAGCAGAUGUAACCAGGCCUUGGGGAGAUAUCAAGCUCGAAGAGACUAAGGAGAAGACGUUGAUUCACCCACCUAAGGAUCUCGCAAUACAAGAAGAAUCACGCGACAGUGACAGUAGUAUUCUCGAGGAUACCGAAUUCCUAGUGAAAAGCAUAGAGGAAAUGCCUCUAUGGCAACAAAGCCCACGGAACACUUAUCCUGAAUUACCUCAAAUCAAGACGGAGCAUUUCCUAACGAGUAGCGAAUCCUUCCCAUCGAAUCUUAGUUCCCAUUCCAACAGUCCCGACCUGGAGCAUCCAACGCUGAAAAGAACAAGGAAGAAAAGUGACCUGACAGCACUGCUACUGGAAGAAGAACGUAAAUCCGAGGCUUUCAGUGGUGUGGUCCUUCAAACCGAAGAAUCAGAUUCGGAAGGAGGCAAUCAGAUUGAAUUCAUGCAGUCCAAAUCUCCGUCUCCUUUCGUGGGACCAUUCCUAGAGAAUGACCACCUGCAAACCACUGGUCAACUGAUCCCUCUAGUCCAAGAACCUUCCAAAUCCCCUACUCCGGACCAAGACCAGCAUUCAUCCUCUCAGGAGCAGCGCCAGUCCUCGAUUGGAUCUCAAAUAUCAGCUCUCUCGCGCGACGCUACCAUCUCUCCUGCACCGAUCGCUUCAUCUAAAUCAUCCGGCAAUCAGAUUGAGUUCAAGCAAUCCAAAUCUCCGUCCCCUUUCGUUGGACCAUUCCUGGAGAAUGAGCACCUGCAAACCACCGGACAACUGAUCCCUCUAGUACACGAACCUUCCAAAUCCCCUACUCCGGACCAAGACCAGCAUUCAUCCUCUCAGGAGCAGCGCCAGUCCUCGACUGGAUCUCAACCAUCGGCUCUCUCGCGCGACGCUACCAUCUCUCCUGCACCGAUCGCUUCAUCCGGAUCACCGGCCUCUCCCGUCUCUUCAAUCGUAGACGAAUACGUCAAGGACGGACCUUGCCAUACCCAUGGAAGUGACCGAUCCUCUCCCGUCCAAUCCGAACGAAAUGUAAGUAGGGAUGGUAGUGUUUCUCUUGCUUCUACCGAUGCCUCCACCGCUAGUCUAGACUUGCAUGUUGACCAAGCACCCCCAGCACCACCAAUCUCACCACCACUACAGCACCAUGCUGCGGCGUCGGUCGAUCUUAACGCUGGUGGUGUCGACCGGAAGAGUUCAGCCAGUCCCUCACCGGAUGCAGAAAAACCAGCCCCACCAAGACGAUUCCGUAUCAGAAAACGAGCCGUUCGUAGUGUCACACCAAUCAACUUCGAUCAAACAUUCAUGGAUAGCUUCAGCGAAUGCCGGGUGAGCGUAUCUCCUUCGGAACUGGAAGAUUACAUCAACAGUAUGGAUGUAAUCAAGAUCGAACCACCUAAGCCCGUCGCUCCAAAUUAUUUUAUUCCGACCACUCCCAUGACAUCUGGCGUUCCUAGUUUACUAGUUACGGACGAAAAAGGAGCUGAAGCUCGUUUCCACGAUUCAAUAUCGUCAAAGUCUUUCUAUGGAAACAACCACCAAGAUCCCGGACGGGUUGUUAACCAUCGAGUUAGUUACGUGGAGUGGAUAAAGAAGUUUCCGGAGAACAUGACCAGUCAUUUGGAACUGGAAGACUACGACAGUGACGACGAGGAGGUUGAGAAUAUCAUCAAUGGAUCGAAGGCUGUGAAAGGGAACAAGGCUGAGAGUCCUGAACCAAAAACAGACCUUGCCAAGCUCCCAGUUGACGUAUCCGUUUGCAUCACUCCAUCGCCAGAACCUCUGAGAGAUUUAUCGCUUAGUCCGGCAGUACCGCCGGAAGAGAUUCUGGAGAAUCGGACCGAGUUUCCGUUAAACUUAGAACCAUCGAACGCUACUCCUUCACCAGCAUCGCAAAUUUCCGACAUCUCGCUGACGUCUGCAUCGUCUGCACCCGACACCUCUUCAAUGGCUAUGGGAUCCCCACUGUUGAACUCCGUACCAUCUCCUUCAACACAUUUCACUCCAAUCACAUCUCCUAUCCCCUCACUAACGUCCCCAACUCCAAAUACACACUCGCUCUCACCUCAUCCAUCACUAAGACUGCACAUCCCAUCACGAUCCCCAACUGUAUCGCCUAUCCCACCGAACAUGACACCCGAGGAGGUAAUCUUCGAUAUCGGUCACCUCGAUGGACUGAUUUUUGAAACCCGAAGCCGAUCUCCAACGCCUUUGCUGCAGACUCCAUCGGCGCAAGUAACGCCAUUAUCUCCAGAAGAGCUAGCCUACGAUAUCGGAAACCUCGGUGGAUUGAUCCUGGGGCCACCGAGCCGGUCUGUAUCGCCUCUUCCUCCGUCGUCAUCACCAACACCAGGAUCGUCGUUAUCGUCUGCGUGGACCUCACUACAGGCACCGUCACUUUCAGAUGCAGACUUCAGUAGUUCCGAUAGUGCUAGCGACCCAAGACGCACAACCACACAUGGUGACACCAAUAAGAACAGCUUGUAACAACCGAUUUAGUUAGUUUAAAGCUUUCGAAUACUUUCCACACACACACACACACUCUCACACACUCAUACAGACUAGCUUAGAUUAGAUAUUUUGAUUUUCUUGAUUUUUCCACAAACACGAACCAAAUUGACGCGGUCUGUACAUCCCAAUACUGUUUAUAUUCGUUUUGUUAAUAAAAACCGAUUUCUGACCAUCCGUCAUAACCUUCUAUCUCUUUUAUUUCACCUUACUUUGCUUGCUUUCGUAUUUCAACCCCCGAAAAAAAAAACUCCGUCCGCUUUCUGUGCUGGCAGUGAUCCCAUGUACCUGGUUCGAACUAUUCCAUUUAGGUGACAGCUUAAUUAUCGCCACUAUACCCGAUGCUCGUUUGAAAAGCCGAAACCCCCAAAACGAUCAUCCGGCAACGCGAAAUAUUCAACGAACCAAUCAACGAAUAAGCACGACUUCCCUGCCAGCCGACAUUGUAGUCAUUAUAGUAGAGUCAAAUGUAUGCUCCAAUUAAAGAAAUUGAUGAUGGGCAUGAGACAGAUUUAUUCUACUAAACUUCCCGCCUCUCAGCAUACCUACUUGCGGUACGGUUGUUUGAAGCGAGCUGAAAAUUAUUAGAGGGUUAUUUUUGGGAUGCACUUUGAGUGUGCACAAUACUGGGAAUGUGCUGUAUAUGCAAAGUCAUUUGCUUAUUAUUGCGGUUCUUUGGAUGGCACUGUAAUGAGCUUACAAAGUAAGAAUAUGGCGUCAUGUGUUGGAAAGCAUAGUUUAUUUUGAAGUAUGAGAACACUACGAAUGUAUCUAGAAUUUCUUGCCUUCGAGGUAGGAUCCUGAAAAGCU